This is a messenger RNA of Parathielavia appendiculata, 1686 nucleotides long. RefSeq lists its product as uncharacterized. The transcript has a single exon. The coding region runs from base 273 to 1556 and encodes 427 amino acids. Lineage: Eukaryota; Fungi; Ascomycota; Sordariomycetes; Sordariales; Chaetomiaceae. The record is from RefSeq and is a predicted model, not a curated record.
CGCACGUGGCGCCAAAUUCAAGGAGGGCGGCGUGGUCCCCUUUCCAGCCCGCUGGGUUGUGUCAUCUCGGCAAUUCAACUUGGCGAAUUGCGCCUAUUGUCGUAUUUGGCAAUCAUUUACCGAGCAACAGGGUAGAUGCUUGUCAGGCUGAGAACGAAGACUCUCGGCUGUGGCAAGCUUCAGACCUCCGCUCGAAGCUUUGAAGAUACUCGACAACUUCCUGUGCCGUACCACAGCAACUCCUCCAGAACUACUGUCGACCGAUUACAACAAUGGCUGGAUUGAUUCCUUUGAUGCUCACCUCGAGCUCCCGGACGAGUUUUAUCGCCCCUUCUCAAACGUCGCCUCGGCGUCAGUCUUCUAGCGGAUUGCCCAGCUCGACGAGUCCGACGACACCGACGCAUGCGGCAAGACCAAUGUUGUUCAAGCGCUUGUCAAUCACUGCGCCGGCACCUAUUCCGGUGCUGCCGUACACGGAGGCGGAGUGGAGGAAGACGAUUGGCGAAGUCAAGAGGAAGUACUUCGGCAAGCGAUACCGAGCUUGCUCGGCAAGGUGUCUUGAGGUCCUUGACGGAAUCAAAGAUGUCUCUCAGGUUGAGCCGGUAUACUUGAUCUACCUUCACUUCUACGCAGCGACCUCGAUGGAGAUUUGCGCCCGCCCACUCCCUUCAACAUCUGCUCUGCGCAGCAACCUGUUGCAGCAAGCUCGCACCCAUUUCGAUCACGCGUCCGCUCUUAUCAGCGCAGCUGAGGAGUCGGUCCUCAGGAAGUUCCGCCCAGGCUCAGUUAGCUCAUCCCGGGCCUCCAGCUGCCACUCGCCGUCCGGAUCCGUCAGCUCCCGCGCCUGGACGCCGGACACUCGCGUGUCCUCGCCCACCGACUCCGUCUGCUCCUUCGAUGGCUUCCUUGUGAAGUCGCCUCAGUCCCCCCCGAAGCGCGCUAAGAAAGUAUUUCUUUCCCUCCCCAAGGAAACCUCCCUCCACAUGCCCGCAGAACCCAUCAUCCGCCCGGACUCGCCGACGCUCGGCUUCGAGGACACAUUCCAACCCACCGUCUCCCGGCAAAACAACCUCGAGGCUCUGCAGCCCCCGUCUAAAUUUCAAGAAAUUGAGCUGCCCCUGCAAACCAUUCCCGAGGACAAGUUUGAGGAACAAACUGCCACCCCGGACGAGGCUCACCCACCUCAACAGCAACAGCAACAAGAGGAAGACUACGACGACACCGAAACGGCCUCCAUGAUUCCUCCCUCGCUCACCCGCUGCUGCGAGCACCUCUCGGCCCUGCGCGCCCAGCUCGCUCGCCACUCAGCCAGCCUGCACCAGCAGCUCGUCUCCACCCAGCCACCGGCGCCGCCGUCCCUGGACCACCCGACAGCAGCAGCAACAACAACAUCGUCAACGACGCCAAUACCGGCAAAAGUUAGCAGCGAAGAAGCCCGCGCGCUUGACCGCCAGGCGAGGAUCGAACGGCUGAGGCGCAAUGGCUGGCAACGGAAGCGGUUUGACCCGGCCCGGUACGAGGAGUUGUGCGAGGCCGCUUUGGCGGAGUUGGCCUGAUGGCUUUCUUACUUAAGUGUUAGAUUUAUUGGGGUGGAGGCAGGGGUCUAGUUCUUCGAAAACUUCAAGUUUGGAGGUUUACGAGUUAUGAUGGCAUUUCGGUGGCGCUUGGUGUCAGGGUGCGCGGUUU